AUGCCUUUGAUGUCACCCGUUUUUGUCAGCAUGCCUCCUGCCUUCUCUCCAAAACAUUACUCAACAGCCUUUUCUACUCCACCAUUAUCAGCUUCUCCGUUCGAACUACCACCGAUGCUAGAAUUAAUGGAUACAAGCUCUCCAUCACCAACCUCACCAAAACCAACCAUCUCUGAAGAUCCAUCAGAUGACGAAUCUCAUCUCUCAUCAUCCAGUCAUCCACUCCCGGCCUUUCUUGAACCAGUCCCACUCCUCAGCAUGCAUCUGCAAGAGUAUGAGUCUGCCUUUCGUCCAGAUUUUUUUCCAGCUCUGAAAGAAAGACAUCGGCUCUCACUGCCCUCCUCUUUUGUCUGUCCUCCUACGGCAAAGCGCGACAGGCGGGCAACAAUCCCCGGUAUUCUCCAUUCCCGGCCUACACUUCAAAUGUAUAAACAAGAUAAAGAAGAAGAAAAAGAAGAAGAAUACAGUAGCAAUAACAAUCAUAAUCAGCAUCAGCAUCAGCAUCAGCAUCAACAUCAACAUCAACAUCAACAUCAGCAUCAGCAUAAUUAUAUGAUACCUUGUGGUAAAUUAUCAUUUACACAAACCAACAAGAUACCCGCACUCCAGAUACCCAUCCCGCGUCGAUCGAUGCCAAUUUUACCUAGACCAGCUGUAGAACAAUAUCAAUAUCAAGAACAGGAGCAGAACCAGCAACAAGGUCUGAUUGAUCCACUCAAUCAUAUUCCUUUGCCCACAUCUCCCACCAUGGCUGCUGCUUCGGCUGCUGCCGCAAGUGCUGUCAGUAGUGCUACAAACAAUAAUAGUGCUACCCAAAGUGCUACUCCAAACCUUUCCCGUGCUGUUACUGCAACCAUGACAAACACCCCUGACCACAAUAACAAUAACAAUAACAAUAACAAAAACAAUAACAAUAACAAUUAUCUCAACCACAGACAAGAUCGUCUUCUUCUUCUACCCACGCGUCUGGAUAACAUUAUAGAGACAGCCGUAGAUCUCCGCCAACCGCACGGCACUUUUGACCGAGUGUCUUUUACUGUGCAUGCAAUGAAUAAGUCACAAAUUGGUCUUGAUCAGAGCAUGUUCCUGACAAAAAAUGCUCACAUCAAACGCCCAAGAAAUGCAUGGAUUCAUUUCCGAUGCCAUUAUGGCCAGGCCUUGAAGACCGAAGACCCGACCCUUCGCGCAGAAGAAAUUUCAAAACGUGCUUCGAGACGCUGGGCUCGCCUGACGGAGAAAGAAAAGAAACCAUGGCAUGAUCUGGCCGAGCAAGAAAAACAGGCGCACAAGGAAGCCUUUCCAGAAUACCGCUACUGUCCAAAACGAGCCAAUAAUAGCGUUCUUCUCAACUGCCCCACGCCUCCGUCUUCCUCUGCGUCCUCCACCUCUUCACGUAUCUCACCUGUCCUUUGCUUGCCUCGCACGCACGACAUGUCCUUCCCAUUGAUCCACCAGGACAUUAUUGCCAAUGGAAAUGACAUGCACAAAAAAGCAAGACGACGAACAAAAAAAAAUAACCAACAAGAUUUGGAAUAA
Molecule: messenger RNA, 1536 nt
Organism: Phycomyces blakesleeanus NRRL 1555(-)
Lineage: Eukaryota; Fungi; Mucoromycota; Mucoromycetes; Mucorales; Phycomycetaceae
Exons: 5
Coding region: 1-1536 (511 amino acids)
Biological process (GO): cell differentiation; anatomical structure morphogenesis; negative regulation of transcription by RNA polymerase II
Molecular function (GO): RNA polymerase II cis-regulatory region sequence-specific DNA binding; DNA-binding transcription factor activity, RNA polymerase II-specific
Source: RefSeq, a predicted model, not a curated record